This is a messenger RNA of Musa acuminata subsp. malaccensis (wild Malaysian banana), 3041 nucleotides long. Lineage: Eukaryota; Viridiplantae; Streptophyta; Magnoliopsida; Zingiberales; Musaceae. The record is from RefSeq and is a predicted model, not a curated record.
AUGGCCGGAGGCAUCGCUUCUUCUAUCAUCAUGUGGACGGUGGACAAGCUACGUGCCCUGGCAACAACAGCAGCUUCGUCAUCGGCGGAGCCUCGGAAGGAAGUCGAAGAAGAGCUAAGGAAGCUGCAGAGGACGAUGUUGAGGAUCCAAGCCGAGCUUGAUGACUCGGAGGAGCAGGAUAUAAGAGAUGAGCCUGUAAGGCUAUGGUUGAGUGAGCUCAAGGAUGUCGCUUGUGACGCUCAAGACGCGGUGGAGGAGUACGAAUACCAAGUGCUGCGCGCCGAAGCAGAAAGCAGAUCGAGAGGUGGCGGCCGCCACAAAGGCAAGCAUGUGGAGGUAUGCGACUACUCUAUCUCCGCUCCUUCAAGGAUUUCAUUUCCAGACGAUUUAGCAAGUAAAGUCAAGGAGAUAAGGGGCAGUCUUUGGGAGUUGGUGAAAGUCCCCUUACUCAAGGCUGGAGUGGGUAAAGUCAUAGUGACUACUCGAAAUGAAUGUGUUGCCAGAAACAUGCAGACGAUGGAGCCUUUGAGCUUGAACACCUUACCAUUCGACAAAUGCUGGAUGUUGUUCGAGAAGCUUGCCUUGGAAGGCUUAGAAUCCAGCAGCAGGCAUAACAAUUUGGUGGACAUCGGUCGGAAGAUCGUCGAGAAGUGCAAAGGCUUGCCGUUGGCGGUGAAGGUAAUUGCACGAGCCCUCAGUUACGAAGAUGAUGAAGACAAAUGGACGGACAUCUUGGAAAGCGAGCGGUGGGAAUUAGUCGAUGCAAACUUGGAGAUCUUACCGGCUCUUAAAAUAAGCUAUGAUUAUUUGCCAAUAGAUCUAAAAAGGUGCUUCCGGUACCUGUCCUUAUUUCCCAAAGACACAGUUUUAUUCGAGAGAUACAUUGUCCAUUUAUGGAUGUCACAAGGUCUUCUUCGGCCUCCAAGAAGCAAGCAAGCAGAGGAUGUAGGCAGUGAUUACGUCAGAAACUUGGUGGAUAGGUCAAUUUUGCAGACGAAGGUGAUACCUGGACCGAUUUACCUUGACCCCGAGGAAGAGAAAGGGUUAGUGCUGCAUGAUCUUGUUCACGACCUAGCACAGUCUGUCGCGCAGGGGGAAUGCCUAAGCAUAGCAGCUAACAAACUCGCAAGCAUAUUUCAGCGGGACGGCGACAAAUUUCACAAGGUUCGCCACUUGUAUCUGGUUUUUGACGACCGGAUGGCACCCAGAGACGUCAAGGCUUUGCUGAAGCUAAAACGUCUCCGGACUCUGAUAACUAACGGAUCGCGUUUCAAUGAAAAGUAUUGUUGUGAAUUCAUCGAUGAAUUGUUCCACAACUUGAAAUACCUACGAGCUUUGAACUUUAGCCGCACCGACAUCGCAGGGCUGCCUGAUUCAAUCGGCGACCUCAAACUACUACGCUACCUCUCCAUCGAAGGUAUUGAGAUCCACAGUCUUCCAGAAUCCAUAUGCAGCCUCUACAAUUUGCAGAUUCUAAGUUUGACUGGUACGUUGGGUCUUCGGGAGCUACCAAGCGGCAUAGUAAACUUGCCAAAUAUAAGGCAUCUCAUGCUGAGUCAUACUCGUAUCGCUGUCCCUCGUGGCCUUGGAAAGUUGACUUACUUGCAAACACUCGACUGCUUUGCAUUGGGCCCGACGAGUUGGCGUAUCGAGAUAGAGGAAUUGAAGGGUUUAGUGAAUCUGAGAGGAAAACUCAUCAUUGAAAAUCUUAGGUAUGUGGAUAAGUCUGUUCCUCAAACAGAAACACCUCUGCUGAACAAAAGAUCGUAUCGAGUUUUUGACACUGGACUGGUACGAAGGCGGCACCUGUAAAGACGAAGACAUGGACGAAGACACGUCAAAGUAGGUUCUCGAAUGCUUCCGCCCACAUCCUAACCUACAACGGUUUCUAAUACACGCUUACGGUGGUGCCAGAUUUGCAACAUGGUUGGGGGAUUCAUCCUUCUCCAAACUAGUGAAUAUAGAGAUAGUCGUAUGCUUGAAAUGCAAUCUGCUUCCACCCUUGGGUCAGCUGCCUUCUCUUAGAGUUCUUGCUAUAAAAUAUUUCUCUGAUCUCCAACGUAUUGGGCGUGAGUUUUGUGGCAUCGGUGGUGCGAUAAAGGGGUUCCCGUCUUUGGAGACCUUGACGUUCUUAGAUAUGGAAAAUUGGCAACAGUGGGAUGGAGUGGAGGCCGGCGACUUUCCUCGUCUUCUCCGACUUAGAAUCGAUGGUUGUCCUAAGUUGAGGAUUUUUCCUCAUCACCCAUUUUUCUUGCUGAGGAAAUUAGAAUUAACUCAUUUUGGUGACAUCUCCGACGAUGCUCCCUUUAUUUCACUUGACGACGACACGACAAUGCUCCCUUUAUCAUUUCGAGGCUUUCACAGCUUUAGUAUUGAUAUGAAUCUACCUUCGCUCCAGGAGUUGGAGAUAUCACGGUGCUCGAAGUUAACGUCUGUGACGGGACUUACCAACCUCACCUCCCUGCAUUCUUUGACCAUAGAUGAUUGUCCAUAUCUACGGCUCCCUCCGACAGAGAGAUUGUCAUCCACUCUCCAACAUCUGAAAAUUCGGAACAGUCCUUGGGUUAAGCAGUGGGAGGAGGCAAAUCAAGACACCUCAAUUUUUCCAAACACCAGAUGAUCCAACGACGGAAUUGGCGCUCUUUCCGCGCCCAUCACAGUCUUCAAGCUCCAACAGAACUACAAUUGUUUGUCGGUGGCAAACGAGUUUAUCUGCUUCAACCCAUCCCCAGCAACACUAUUCAACUCGGUAUCACUCAGCCUUCGAUGUUGCAUAUCAAGUGUCUAAUUCUGAAGAAAUCAUGACGAAGCGAGAAAGCGGAUGCUUGCUUCAAGGGGGAGGGGAUGAUAGGGGAGGUGUUGGCUUUAUUCUCUAUGUAAUUAGGGUGAUAAUUUUAUUUUUGCUCAAUGUAAAUUUUUUGAACAAGGAUGUGCUAUAUAUACUACAAGGCAAGGCUAUGACAAUCCUAGUGGGUCUUUAAACUGUUUUGUCUCAAGUAUUUCGAUGAAUGCAUGUGGAAUCAUUAUUGAUCCUAUGUUAA